AUUUUGGAGUCUUUAUGUGUAUGCAGCAUACAUUCUAAUACAAAAUGGUCAAAAAUCUUCGAAAAACUCUACUUUUAAUACCAUGUAAAUUUCUGUUUUAAAAGUUCAUGCAACUAGGAUUUUGGACAAGUUCAGAACCAACUCCAAAAUAAUUAUAUUAUUUUUUAUUUUAUACUGACACACACCGAAAUUCAUUCUAAAAAGUAAAAUUAAUUUUGUCAUCCACGGUACCAGACAUCAUAAAAUCUGAAUUCUGUAUUGCUUGAGAUAAAUGUUUUUCCGUUCUAUGAAUGGAUAUCAUUAGAAAUUCUGUUCUGCUGCCCGAUGAGCUAUUUUGUGCCUUCAGUCGCUGUUUGGGAUAUCAGCAGAACCUGAACGCAGCAGCUACAACCGUAGAUCCUUGCAGAGCCGCCUUACCGGAGACUUGUCCCAGUAGCGACGAAGAUAGCUACGAUCCUUGCCCCACAGUCAAUAGGUUCUCCAUGCCUCAAUAUCGACCCACACUUAAUGGCAGCAGACAGAAUGGGUCAUUAGUGACAGAGAAAGUGAUUGUGCCUUCUUGUAACAAAGUCGACGAUUAUCAAUGUUGCAAUUUGCCGGAAUGCCCCAAUAAUACCCUACCUGCAAUGAGUGCCAACGAUCAGACAUUGCCACAGCAGAUAAACCCACUUGAUUCAUUAUAUCAAUUUCAAUCUCAAAUCGCGCCAUUCCAGCAGUUCCAACGUAAUAUUUCUCGAUCCCAAAGCGCACCUAGACAAAGUGCAAUUAAUAAAUCGAAUAAAUCUGAUACCACAAAUUGUGACUUGAAUGUAACAGGCGGAAGUCCUUAUCCAGAGAGAUAUGUUAUGGAUUUCAGUUCAAGAAAUAACAAUUCUUGCGAUUAUGAAGAUACCUCUGAAGUUGGCAUGAACUAUGGCGAGUUUCAAAGACGUCAAAAGCUGUUGCAAAAAAUUCAGCAGCAGCUGGCACAGCAGCAUAACCAGUCCAAUAAAUCUUUUUUGGAAAGUGACGAAGCUAUUGUAUUUGAACCAGAUCUCAAUAGCACAAUGAUAAAUCAAAGUGACUGUCACCAGCGAUCGGUAGCAAAUUGCCAAAUGCAAGCUCCGCGGCAUCAACGGAUUUCUAAUUGUCAGGUUUCCAGCUCAAGCUGCAAGCCCCAAAUAUUGUCACGAUCAACGUGCGAUCAAACUCCGGAAACGCUACGAAGACAAACGCAGUGUGAAUCACCGCCAAUUCAGGGGCGACAAAUGCAGUACGAAACCGAAAUUAAUAAUACAAGUUAUAUGCUGCCGCCUGAGACUCUAAGAAAUGCUAGAUAUUGCCGACAACCGAAUCAGAAUCUUAGUCAAAAUCAAUGUCAAAAAUCUCAGGAAGCUUACCAUGAUGGCUCUAUAAAUUGGGCACCACGUUGUCAAGAGUCUAUGGGCCAAAGCAAAACAUCUGGCUGCUGUAAUCAAAGAUCAACGCCCUGUGAAAGAAGUAUGGAAGUAUGUCGAGAAAAUACUGCUGCUUCAAGGAAUCAUACGUCUAUGGACAUGUCUCGAACGAUGUCAGAGAGAUCGUGCUUGAAUCAAACUUCAUUGGAUAAAACCAAUCGGAAUUGUUCCUUGGGAGGCCGAUCUAUGCGAGGGCCAAUUAGAACACCUGAGGACCGCCUAGCCGAGCGUAUUCAGGAUGAGUUCCAUGAGACCUUGGUAAAGGAUCGCUUCUGUCCGGGCAUUAUACAAGAUAGUCUGAAUGGACGCGAGAAUUUCAACCAGUACGCUAGGGAGAUCGCUUUUGCAGGACCGAUUCCGUCCAAACCGCUUCCCGUGGAUCCCAUUACAAUGAUAGAAGCCAUUAAGUUGCGAAUCGACUACGAACGUAAGGAGAUCCGGAAAGUAAGGGCUCAGGUUGAGGAGCGAGAAAGCGAAUUGAAACAUCAGUCCAGAGAUGGGAAGUUAUGGCGUCCACGGCCAAUAAUCCCCGAAGACAUUGACCAACACUUUUGUAACAAAAACAAAUCCGAAGUUAAUGAGGGUGUGGCCGCCUUUUUAAAAGCCGAGGCCGAAUUUCGCAGUACCAACUUGGGAGCAGACUCUGCCUUUGAUGCUCAUAUCAAUAGCUUUGAAAGUAAUCUCUUUGAUGAAAAAAUUAAAAUCAAUUCCUACACGGCGACCACAACACCAGCUUAUCGGUAAUUUCCACAAUUUUAUGAGAUUUCUAAUAACAUUUUCCAAUAAAUGUAUUAUUAAUAAAUGAUUGCCUUUUGAAUUGUGGAA
Messenger RNA from Drosophila elegans, 2261 nucleotides. RefSeq lists its product as uncharacterized. Bases 291 to 2180 code for a protein of 629 amino acids. Lineage: Eukaryota; Metazoa; Arthropoda; Insecta; Diptera; Drosophilidae. The transcript is spliced from 12 exons. The record is from RefSeq and is a predicted model, not a curated record.